Molecule: messenger RNA, 3933 nt
Organism: Lutzomyia longipalpis
Lineage: Eukaryota; Metazoa; Arthropoda; Insecta; Diptera; Psychodidae
Exons: 3
Coding region: 102-3644 (1180 amino acids)
Biological process (GO): tRNA methylation
Cellular component (GO): cytosol
Source: RefSeq, a predicted model, not a curated record
CUUGUAAUGAUUUGGUUUUUCGGGCUGUGUUGUUGCCAUUAUUUUUUCAGCCAUCUUUAUUUUUGCGUCCACUACAUCAUCCUACCACGUAUACUCUACUGAUGUUGUUUGGAUAUUUUGCGUCGUGGGAAAAGAAACAACGGAAAUUCACGAAUGCAGCCGAGCACAUAGUGAAAGUUACCGACCUCAACCGAGGUGAUAUUUUGCCGAACUUUUGGGAUUUUCCACAAAGAAAUUCUCUGUUUCCACCCGAAUUUUCCAUUUCUCGCCCUUUCUGGGAAAUCUUCUGCCCAACUAUGAGCUCCACAGCCUUGGAGGAAAAAUGGAUCAACGAUCUUGAUACCAAAAAUCCCGCAACAAUGCUGGCAACUGUGAAAGAAAUCUAUCUGGAGAGUCUCAGGAGGAAAAACGCCCCAUUUAGCUCAUGCCUGAAGGACAAGCUUCUUUGUACAAUGAAAGAGCAUCGAAAUCUCUCAAAAAUGUCCUUAGAAAUUGCCUGCAAAGCUUUCUUCCAAAUUUUGAGCUUCUCUCCGGAAGAUUCCCCCCUGGAUGAGCUCUUGAGGGAUUUCCAGGCAGACAGCCGACUGGGAGUCUUUGGGGUUAAUGGAAUUUUAACAACAAACUACAAAACAACCAUGAAAGUAGAGAAAUUGGAAGAGAUUGUCCUUCAAAUGGCUGAUUUGUGUUCCCGGGAGUAUUCAAUCUUCAUCCUCUGGGCCCUGAGGAAUCUUGUAAGUUUCUGCAAGCAAUACCCUGAUCAUGCGCAUAAUUCGGAUGCUUUGCUGAGGAUUAUGUGGAUGAAUUUGACGUCAAAUGUGUCCGGAUUGAGGGAACAGAAUCUCUUCCUGUUGGAAUUUGUGACAAAAAAGUGUCCGGAAAGGAGUAAAUCCAUCUUUGGGGAAGUUCUCAGUCGUUGGUCAUGGAUGAAUCCCUACAAAUACUACAUUUUGGGCACAAUUCUCGCCAAUAUGCCCUUCCGGGAGGCAGUUGGAGAGGAUUUCAAUGCUGAAUUGUUCCUCGAAGGGCUGUCAACUUCCCUGAAGCAUCGAAAUCUCCUCUCUCCUGGCCAAUUUCUCUUUAAAUCCCUCAUGAAGCACGGGGUGGUUGAUAUAUCGAACCUUGUGAAUGAUAUUCUCUUGAAGAGGAGCCUCCUUGAGCGGGAUAACUUCAUAAAUCAGUGGCUCUGCUACCAUCAGGAUUUGGAUAGACUCUACGAGGGAAUUAAGGAUGAGAUGGACGACGUGACGUGGGAUGAUGAAUACCUGCCAAUUAGACGAGCUUUCCGGGAACAAAUGGCUGUGAAAGAGCUCGCCCAUGACACUGAGGGAUUCACUGACAUGAUGGGGAUGAUUGAAGGUGAACCAAUCCUGACUCAACACUACUACGACAUCCUCAUUCAUCGCCUAACAAAGGGACUCGAUGUGAAGGCUGAUGUUGUCUUCCUGAAGGAGCUGUUUGAGUUCAUAACUCUAGAAACAAACACUGGCGUUCGGCAAUACAUCUUUAAGCGUCUCCCGCUCAUCCUGGAACAGCUGACACGAAGGAAUCGCGAUGAAUCCGAAGAAUCCGAAGAAAUCAUUGAAUUCUUCUCCACGAUGAAGUAUCAGAUUAAUAGAGGCUACAUGACGUGUCUUCAGGAACCUGGAAAUUAUCCCGCAGUCAUAUUCAUCCUGCGACUCCUGGAGACGCUUCUAAAAUUCUUUUCCGGAGACAAAAAGCACGCCCUGACGAAGAAUUCCAACUUCAAUGCAAAUAUUCAAUUCCGGGAAUAUCUGGCCAGGAAAGGAUUCAAUUUCACAUCUGGUGACACUUUCCACACUCUCUGGGUUCUUAUAUCAGAAAGUCCUUUUGAUGAUGUCCAGGAGUUAGCGUGUCAGCUCAUUAUUGAAUUCUUUGACAAAGAGAAAUUCCGGGAAAAGAUCCAUAACCUGUUCCGGAUGAAACAGGACCUUGAUUCCCCCAACGCUUGUCGUUUGUACGCAAGGAUUCUCCUCCAGUGGGAUGAAGAUCUCCUGGACAGAGUCGAGAGCUUCAUUAGGACGACUUUUGAGAACUUCCGGAAGGAUCCUUUUGCCUCAGUUCACAGGAACGAUCACAUCUUCUACGCAAUUGAGUGUCUCACGGAAUGCUUGGUGAUUAGACCUCCACAGGGAGAGGAAUUAAGCCAACUGGUGGAUUUGUGUGCAGAGAUAACGGAGGAAGUCCUGAAAUUCCUAAAUCAUACCGGAGAAUUCGAGGAAGCACCCAGUUUCGAAGUAAUGGAGGAGAGUCUGCAAGUUCUCAUUGAUAAGUCUCAAGUUAAGCACUGGAAAUCCCCUCCGGAAGCCCGGAAGGAGCUCCUGCUAUCCCUCUGGAUGACUCUCAGGGCUUGUGGGGAUUUCUCUGCUGCUGCUGCGAAGAUUCUAGUCAAGGAUCCUCCUGAAUUGUCUUCAGGAUCUAAAAUUGAGACAUGCCUGAAGAUAAAUACAAUGAUCCUCCAGCGAUGUCGUCACAAGGGAGCCAUUGAAGCUGCUGGACUCUCCUUGGGACGGAUUGUCCGGGAGAUUAGUGGCCAGGACAGUGAGAUUCUCCGCACGGAGCUUGAGAAUCUCCUUGCUGGGAAGCGCAAUCUCAGCACAACUCGCCGUGGAGCUGGAUACUCAAUAAUGCUCCUCAAUCUCGUCCGGAAUGACGCAUCGGAUGGCAGGAAGCUCCUUCAGCGCGCCAUGGAGAUCCUCCUCAGUGAGCUGCGUGAGAAGCAGCCGGGAGUGGAGAAUUUUGACAGCCUGGAAGCAGUGAUGCUGCACUAUCUCUGUGUUCUGGUCAAAGAUAGCUCUCUGGUGGAGGAUAUGCUGCCAUUUGUGCCGGAAAUCCUCCGGAUAGCUUUCCAGAAGAUUGACAGCGAAGAGUGGACUGUGAGGAAUGGGGCGUUGCAGCUGUGUGGAGCGAUGAUUCCCAAAAUUGUUGGCCAGAAGAUGCACUACCAGGAGGAGGAGGACUGGCAGCCGGUCAAACUAUCCGUUGAUGAUGUGAGAAUUCGUCUCUCAUCCAUCAGCUCCUUCCUUCUGACCACCUUGACGAAUUCUGCCCAGAAUUCCACGACGCUCCUCAUCACAAUCCUGGAACUUCUCUCCCGCAUUGAAUUCUGGUGGACGGAAAUUCACUCCGCUGGCAAUAUUCUGGCUUUCCGGGCAGUUCUGUGGGGUCUUCUUGAGCAUCCAUGCCACAAAAUCCGUCUCCUCUCCGCGAGAUGCUUCUCAGGCUUCCACGAGUUCCACCAAAUUCCCGGAAUUGUCUUCCAGAUCAUCGAACUUCUGCCCCAAAUUACAAACCCCAACCUCUUUCAUGGACUCCUCAUGGCCACUGAUGCUCUCACGAGGAAGUACCGCGCUGAGAGUUUUGCUAUUCCCAACCACAAUGCUGCAAACUUCCUCUCAGACGUGCAGGAAGCAGUUAAGAAGCACUGGGAGGGCUUUCCGGAGAAGAAUCUCGGCCCAUUUAUCCGGAUAAACCUCAAGAAGUUCCUCCAGAGUAUCGAGAGCGAAUUGGCCAGCAAAAUAGACUGCCCAGAGCAAGUGAAUGAUGGAAAACGGUUCAGAUCUCAAUGGCUGGAUGUUCCACUAACUCUUCAAGCAACCGCCAGUGAAUCUCCGGCACAUGACUAAUGCAAAUCCCAGCAGCUCCAAAGAGAUUCUUCCUCAGCAGAAGCCAAGAGAAUCGAAGCCAUUUGAUUUUUAGAAAAUCUUCCCAGAUCCAAGUUUAUUUUAAAACAAAAAAAAAAUCGACAAAAACGUUGAAAUAAAUGAUUAAAGGUCGCGUGAGUCAGCACUUGACGGAUUGACUUAAUUACAUAAUUUUUUUUUACGUACUUUAUGAUCUACUUGAUAAGCAUUAUACAGCGUAAUAUAUACAGACAGAAUUAUUAGAUUCAAUAAAAUUAUUUAAUUUCCAUGA